Messenger RNA from Harpegnathos saltator (Jerdon's jumping ant), 1541 nucleotides. RefSeq lists its product as uncharacterized. The coding region runs from base 315 to 1472 and encodes 385 amino acids. The record is from RefSeq and is a predicted model, not a curated record. Lineage: Eukaryota; Metazoa; Arthropoda; Insecta; Hymenoptera; Formicidae. The transcript has 7 exons.
AUUUUAGUUAUUAUUGUAGAGACCGGAUACAAAGACGCAAAUAGCGAUGAUAAUAAAACGUUAAACGCGUGCGCAUAUAUUACUGACAUAAAGACGGUCUUAGUAUACCACAAAGACUCGUUUAGUUAACAUAAUUGCAAGAGAUUAGUAAAUUCGGUAAAUUCGAAAAGAAUUGCACAGCUGUUGUUAUAGCAUAAUGCUUGUACGACAAACAAGUGAACACGAACAAAAACUGUAAAACAAAUUGCAAAAUUGAAGAUAUAACUCAGCGUAAUUAAACAAGGAUAAUAGCGGUAUUAACUAGAAAAACAAACAUGAAAGAAUUUAUCCCUCAUUUUGGAGCAGUUUUUAUUUUCCACUGUAUAUUAAUCUUGGCAUUGUACAUAAUUCGACGUAAGAGAGGAAAGAGACAUGAGAUGAAAGUCAAGAAGGAUGAAUUAGCAACAGAAGUUGCAAGUAAUAUACAAGAUGUCUCAGAAAAUAUUUCAUCGGAAGAAAAAGACAAUUCCUCAGUUGUUUCUCAAUUACCAGAAAUGAGAUGGGUAAAAGUUGGCGAAGUCGUAAAUUUGCAGAUAUAUCCAUUAAUAUCGGGUAAAGCAUAUGCCGUUGACGAAUGCCACAUGUUCAAAGGGAUAUUUUUUAAAGGAAUGAAAAUGUUCAAGGAAGGAAAAAUAAUAGAUUGGGAUCGAUCAUUCCUAAUAUAUGAUAUGACAACCAAUCACAUAAUUACAACGGGUAAUUUCCCGGAGCUACACGAGCUGGAUGUGUUGAUUAAGAAAAAUAAAAUAAUUUUACAAGCCGGAGGUAUGCCCCCUAUACAUGUCAGGCUUAUACAAAGUAAACUUGUCGAAUGUACUUUCUGGUGCGAUGAAGUAUUGGAAAAACCAGGGAAGAUAGUUUGUAUCGAUUGUGGCGACAAAGCUGCUAAGUGGCUAUCCAGUUUUUUAUGUGGGUUAAACACCGGUGUACGUUUAGGAUAUGCAGUAGAUGCCGUUAGAGAAAUGGGCAUAUCUUGGCAAUACUGGCUCAGAGACUGUAUACUGCAUCAAAGAGUGAAGUGUAACAGAAACUACUUGGGUCCGUUUGCAAGUGUUUUACACAGUGUGGUACUAUCGUCUUUAUCAUAUGACGAAAUAUCGAGAAAAUUGAAAGAAUAUAAUCCGAAUCAAAUGAUUUGUCCGAACAUCAUUGUUUCUGCUUCAAAUCUUUACGCGGACAAAGUAUGGGAGUGGAUCAAGAUAGGCGAUGUAAUCAUUAAUAAUACACAACCGUUGGUAGUUUGGCCGAAGGAAGGUGAACAAAGUGAAGUUAUAAGAUUGUUUGGUUUGGGAAUUAAUUGCCAAGUGUAUCUACCAGGAUGUGUUAAAUUAAAUGACAACGUAUACCUUCAUAUUCCAAAAAGUGAGGAGGAAAUGAAAAGCAAAGAGAAUAUUACUGAGGAGAGCAAUGUAACGCAACAUAGUAAUUUUUAAUAUGACUCGAUUAUUAUUAAAUUCUUAAAGUUCACAGCUUUAAGGUUCACCUUCUUCCUUAUCCUUACA